Myiozetetes cayanensis is the source of this 517-nucleotide messenger RNA. It is a transcript of the gene MALL, whose product is annotated as mal, T cell differentiation protein like. NCBI's taxonomy places the organism in Eukaryota, Metazoa, Chordata, Aves, Passeriformes, Tyrannidae. Gene Ontology annotation, biological process: myelination. The transcript has 4 exons. The record is from RefSeq and is a predicted model, not a curated record. Bases 6 to 467 code for a protein of 153 amino acids. Gene Ontology annotation, cellular component: membrane. Gene Ontology annotation, molecular function: structural constituent of myelin sheath.
GAGACAUGGCCUCGGUGGGUCCCUCCACGGCCUCCACACAACCUGCCCUGCCCUCCGGACCUGCCGUCUUCACCACCAUCCCCUACGCCUUCAUCCUGCCCGAGAUCGUCUGCGGGACCUGGGUGUGGAUCCUCGUCGCUGCUACCUCCGUGUCCCUGCCGCUGGUGCAGGGAUGGGUGAUGUACGUGUCCCUCACCUCCUGCCUCAUCUCCCUGCUGCUCCUCCUCAGCUACCUCCUGGGCUUCCACAGGAACAGCGAGAACUGGAAAGUGCUGGACAGCUUGUACCACGGUGCCACGGCCAUCCUGUACAUGAGCGCCGCUGUCCUGCAGGCCAACGCCACCAUCAACUCUGAGACGGGCCCCAACGCGCCGCUCUACUACCAGCUCAACAGCGCUGCCUCGUUCUUCGCCUUCCUCACGGCCUUCCUGUACAUCCUGCACGCCUUCAGCAUCUACUACCAGUGAUCCCGGUGCUCCCAGCAGCUUCCCCUCCGCAGCACGAGGGCUUUCCCAGC